Penicillium brasilianum is the source of this 1739-nucleotide messenger RNA. The record is from the annotation of a GenBank genome assembly. Lineage: Eukaryota; Fungi; Ascomycota; Eurotiomycetes; Eurotiales; Aspergillaceae.
GUCAGGCCCAUAACACGCAGCAUCUCCGAUUUCUCCUCCGGCUUUUUCCCUUCCUCCCCCAGCUUUUCUAGUCCUGCUUCUUGUCUCUUCCUUCCCCAGUCUUCAUCCGUUCUCUGUCAUUCACACAAUGCUCUCCACUCUGCGUGUUGCCAGCCGCUCGGCUGUUGCUCGCGAUGCGAACAUGCGCACCGUGGUCAUCGGUGCUAGACAUGCCUCGGCCUGGUCUAACGUGCCCCAGGGCCCUCCAGAUGCCAUUCUCGGUAUCACCGAGGCCUUCAAGGCCGACUCCUUCAAGGAGAAGAUCAACCUGGGCGUCGGUGCUUACCGUGACGACAAGGGCAAGCCUUACGUCCUGCCCUCCGUCCGCGAGGCCGAGGACAAGGUCGUUGCUUCGCGCUUCGACAAGGAAUAUGCCGGCAUCACCGGUGUCCCUGCCUUCACCACUGCCGCUGCCGAGCUCGCCUACGGCAAGGACUCCUCCGCCCUGACCGAGGACCGUCUCGUCAUCACCCAGACCAUCUCCGGUACCGGUGCUCUGCGCAUCGGUGGUGCGUUCCUGAAGCGCUUCUACCCUCACGCAAAGAAGAUCUACCUCCCCAACCCCAGCUGGGCCAACCACAACGCCGUCUUCAAGGACUCGGGCCUCGAGGUUGAGAAGUACCGCUACUAUAACAAGGACACCAUCGGUCUGGACUUUGAGGGCCUGAUCGCCGAUAUCAAGGCCGCUCCCAACAACAGCAUCAUCCUGCUGCACGCUUGCGCUCAUAACCCUACCGGUGUUGACCCUACCCAGGAGCAGUGGCGUCAGAUCAGCGAUGUCGUCAAGGAGAAGGGCCACUUUGCCUUCUUCGACAUGGCCUACCAGGGCUUCGCCAGCGGCAACGCUGACCAGGACGCUUUCGCACCUCGCCACUUCGUCAAGGAGGGCCACAACAUCGCUCUGUGCCAGAGUUUCGCCAAGAACAUGGGUCUCUACGGUGAGCGUGUUGGUGCUUUCUCGCUCGUCUGUGAGAACACCGAGGAGAAGAAGCGCGUCGAGUCUCAGAUCAAGAUUCUGAUCCGCCCCUUCUACUCUAACCCCCCCAUCCACGGUGCCCGUGUCGCCUCCACCAUCAUGAACGACCCCAAGCUGAACGAGCAGUGGCUCGGUGAGGUCAAGGGCAUGGCUGAUCGCAUCAUUGAGAUGCGCUCCCUGCUCCGCAAGAACCUGGAGGAGCUCGGCAGCAAGCACGACUGGUCCCACAUCACUAGCCAGAUCGGCAUGUUCGCCUACACCGGUCUGAAGCCCGAGCAGAUGGACGUUCUCGCCAAGGAGCACUCCGUCUACGCCACUAAGGACGGCCGUAUCUCCGUCGCUGGUAUCACCACCGGCAACGUCAAGCGCCUGGCCGAGUCCAUCUUCAAGGUCACUGGUUAAACGGGUAAAAAUGAAUCCGAAGAGGGGAGAUUCCAAUCGCAUAAAGAGGCGAGGCAAAAAUGUGCGACGAAACGAGAACGGGUUUGUGUAGAUGGGAAGAAGCUUCUUUGGAUGGCUUCUUCUCUUGGGCGCGCCCAUGUACUGAUAUCUAAUGUCUCUGUGUUUUAUAUUUAGCAUGGUUCGGCUUUAGUCCAUCUCAACUGAGAUUUUGGAUUGGUCAUUUAUUUGGUUACUGUUGUAAUUGCGUAGCGUAUGUGAUAGGAGAGGUGAUGCGAAUGGGAGUUACAAUCGUGCUCGUAAAUGACAUUCUUAAGUGUUUCAG